AUGGCGGCUUGUAGGUCUCUCGACCCUAUGUCCCUCCUCUUCCUACUCCUUUUCCUCCUGGUUCUAAGCGCUCAGUCUAGACCAGAACUGGAUCCAUACAAAGUUUUGGGUCUAAGUCCAAAAGCGAGCCAGGCUGAGAUCAAGAGAGUCUACAAACGACUGGCAAAGGAAUGGCACCCAGACAAAAACAAAGACCCUGGAGCUGAGGACAUGUUCAUCAAGAUCACCAAAUCCUAUGAGGUCUUAUCCAAUGAGGACAAACGAGCCAACUAUGACCGCUUUGGGCAGCUGGACGACACGCAGCCAUUCGGACAUCGCCGUGACAACUUUUAUUUUGACGAGGCUUUCUUCAACUUUCCCUUUAAUGCCAAAAACCAGCGCGACUUCAGCGAGAACAAGCACUCGCUGCAGUUCACCAAGUACAUUCAACAGGUGGUGCCAGACAGCCACAGACGGCCCUACCUGAUCAAGAUCACGUCUGACUGGUGCUUCACCUGCCUCCACAUCGAACCUGUGUGGGACCAGGUGGUACAGGACAUGGAGGCGCUCGGCGUGGGCAUAGGUGUGGUGGAUGUGGGUUACGAGCGGCGUUUGGCCAAUCACCUCGGAGCCCACCGGACACCGUCCAUCUUGGGGCUGGUGAGCGGGCGCGUGUUCUUCUUUCACUACGCUGUGUCCAGAGAUCUGCUGCUGCAGUUUGUGGAGGAGCUGCUUCCCCAGAGGCUGGUGCACAGGGUGAAUGACCAGAAUUACCUUGAGUUUUUGGGCAGUUGGCAUGAGCUCAACAAACCUCACGUCCUGCUGUUUGACCAAGUGCCCACAGUGCCCCUGCUGUUCAAACUGAGCGCGUUCUCCCACAGAGACCACCUCCAGUUUGGGUAUGUGGAUCAGGGCCUGUCUGAGACCUCAGAUCUACAGAAGAAGUUUAACAUAAACACAUAUGCUCCGACUCUGCUGGUGUUUAAAGAGAACACAGACAAACCAGCCGACAUCAUACAGGCGAAGGAUCUGAAGAGGCCGAUCGUGGACGAGUUCUUCUCAAACAACAGGUUCCUGAACGCACCGCGACUCGUGAACCAGGAAGUGUUUAACGAACUGUGUCCUGUUAAACAGUUCCACCGACGGAGGAAGUUCUGUGUUCUGCUGAUCACCGAUGAGGAGCACUCUUCUGGACUUGAGGUGUUUGUGUCUUUCGCUUCCACAAACUCCCAGGAAGUGAUCAGAUUCACUUAUGUUUACCAGCGUCUCCAGCAGCCGCUCUGUGAGGUCCUCCUGCUCAACAGCGCCCUCUCUCCUCCUCAGGUGCUGAUCCUUGAGCGGCGAGCUGCAGGUAAAGUCCUGUUCAAACCAGUGUGUCAGUGGAAUGGCAGUGACCAGGACAAACUGCACCUCCAGGGGGCGCUGCAGAGGCUCCAGACAGACCCCUCUAUCCUGAGCCACGAGACCACACUGCCCCAACUCAACAACGAAUUUGCCUCCGUGUUUGUGCUGCGCUGGAUCUAUGCGUCAUGUGACUACCUCUCUGACGUCAUUGAGGACAUUCUCCACAACAACUGGCGAGAGAUGAUGCCGCUUCUGUCCCUGAUUUUCUCGGCUCUGUUCAUCCUGUUUGGGACGGUGGUGGUGCAGGCUUUCAGUGACUCCAGUGAAGACAAACAGAUCAAGAUAAAGCCUAAGGAGGCAACAGCGACCAGCGCCACCUCAAGCCGUGUUCCAAAGAAGAACUUCGUGGAGGUGACGGAGCUCACAGACAUCACGUACAUCAGUAACUUAGUGCGUUUGAGACCGGGGCAUCAGAACAUUGUCCUGGUUCUGUCUGACGCCUCUAAGAACAUCCUCCUCAGCAAGUUCGCCAAAGAGGUGCACUCCUUCUCCGGAAGUGAGACACUGCAUUUCUCCUUCCUGAACAUCGACAAACACAUGACGUGGAUGAGAGCUCUGCUGGACCAGGCCCAAGACCCAAUACCCUUAGACCUGGAAGAAGGACCAGACCAAAGACCGGACCAGAGACCGGACUACAGUGGGAUCGUGAUGGCUCUGAAUGGCCAUAAGAAGUACCUGUGCCUGUUCAAACCUGUGUACACUGGGGAGGAGAGCAGUAAAUCUGCGGAGGAUGAGGGCACUUCUGUGAAAUCAAAGUCUCGGGAUGACCACAAAAAGUCCAGUCGCUCUCGGACCCAGUGGACGCUUCAGCUGCAUCACAAACUGGACCGACUCGGGCUUUGGAUGGAGAGGCUGCUGGAGGGAACUCUGCCCAGAUACUACCUCCCUGCCUGGCCCGGGAUUGACAGGAUUACCUCCCAGUAGAGCCACAC
This is a messenger RNA of Periophthalmus magnuspinnatus, 2315 nucleotides long. RefSeq names its product dnaJ homolog subfamily C member 16-like. The transcript is spliced from 15 exons. The coding region runs from base 1 to 2307 and encodes 768 amino acids. Lineage: Eukaryota; Metazoa; Chordata; Actinopteri; Gobiiformes; Gobiidae. The record is from RefSeq and is a predicted model, not a curated record.